This is a messenger RNA of Pochonia chlamydosporia 170, 531 nucleotides long. Its product is annotated as NADH ubiquinone oxidoreductase subunit. Bases 1 to 531 code for a protein of 176 amino acids. Gene Ontology annotation, biological process: mitochondrial respiratory chain complex I assembly. The transcript is spliced from 2 exons. Gene Ontology annotation, cellular component: membrane. NCBI's taxonomy places the organism in Eukaryota, Fungi, Ascomycota, Sordariomycetes, Hypocreales, Clavicipitaceae. The record is from RefSeq and is a predicted model, not a curated record.
AUGCCACCCAGACAAAUAGGCCCCAUAGCCCAAGCCUGGUACAAAUGGAAGGCCCUCCGUCUCCCCUGGCGCAAGCGCUUCUUCAUCGGCUAUGACCUCCAAGGCAACACAUACUGGGAAUUCCAGCUCACCAAACCAUCCGCCACCACAUCCCCCUCCGACUCCCGCUGGCGCCGCAUCGUGCACUACCCCCGAUCGACGCACUACUCGCAGGUCAAAGUCUCGCCGCUCUGGCACCAAUGGCUGCGGCACAUGCGGCGCGACCCGCCGACCCUGGAGGAGCAGACGGGCGAUGUGGUCCGGCAGCAGAGGAUGAAGUAUCUUGCCGCCGAGGCGGACGCGCGGUGGGAGGCGAAGCCGCGGGUCAUGGAGGAUGGGAACGCGCCGCGGGAGGGGAUAGCUCCGCCUGAGGAGGCUGGGGCGAAGACGCAGGAUGGUGAGAAGGAUCCGUGGGCGAAGGCGAGGUCGAGGGGUCCGAGUGAGGAUUGGCAACCGACGGCUUGGAAUCCGGGUGUUGGGAAGAAGAGGUAG